Molecule: messenger RNA, 519 nt
Organism: Ustilago hordei
Lineage: Eukaryota; Fungi; Basidiomycota; Ustilaginomycetes; Ustilaginales; Ustilaginaceae
Exons: 2
Coding region: 1-519 (172 amino acids)
Biological process (GO): intracellular protein transport
Cellular component (GO): mitochondrial outer membrane
Source: RefSeq, a predicted model, not a curated record
AUGGUUCGCUUGGAAGAAGUCCUCGAUGAGGAGAUCCUCCGACAGCAGCAAAAGUCGGAUGCUGCCGCCGCCGCUGCUGCAGCUGACGACGAUGACUGGGAGGAGGAGCAAGAUUCCGAUGCCGAGUCCGACUUCUCCGACCAAUCAGACGUAUCCGAACGAGGCCUAGCUCUCAAACAAGAGACUCUCUGGGAACGCAUUUCCGCACUCCGCGAUAUCAUCCCGCCUAGCACACGUCGUUCGAUCGCAUCCACCUUCAACACUACCACAUCAUACGCUUUCACCGGCUCUCUUCUCGCAGGUAAACUCGUUUGGGUUGUGACCACGUCUGCGCUCUUGGUUGGUUUGCCAUUCGCAUUGGCUGUAGAGGACGAAUCGAGGAUCGCUGCACAGGAGAAGGAGAUCAUGGCUCAACAGCAGGGCGCACAGCAUAUGAUGGCUCCUGCUACACCCACUCAGGGUCAGGGUCAGGUUCAACAGGCCGGUGCUCCUCAGGGAUUGCGUCCUCCUGGUUUCUAA